Messenger RNA from Gymnodraco acuticeps, 859 nucleotides. Its product is annotated as netrin receptor DCC-like. The annotation marks the transcript as partial. NCBI's taxonomy places the organism in Eukaryota, Metazoa, Chordata, Actinopteri, Perciformes, Bathydraconidae. The transcript is spliced from 5 exons. Gene Ontology annotation, biological process: cell-cell adhesion. The record is from RefSeq and is a predicted model, not a curated record. Gene Ontology annotation, molecular function: protein binding.
UGACCACUUAACAAACCGAACUCAUGCUUGUUUCAUACUUAUAUAAAUCCUCAUUAUCACACAUUCAUUACACGGAAUCAUUUCAUGAAUUACCCUGGUCCCGUUAACCCCACCGCCCCCAGACCCUAUAGACCCAUCUGAGGAUGACCACUUCCACCUCUUUGAUAAAUACCCCACUCCCAUGCCUGACACCAGUACUCCCAUGAUCCCCCCAGUCGGGGUCCAAGCCGUCGCUCUCUCCUCGGACUCGGUCCGUGUCUCCUGGGCCGACAACUCCAUGACCAAGAACCAGAAGGCGUCUGAGGUCCGGUACUACUCCGUCAAGUGGAAGACCAGCUACUCCACCAGCGGGAAGUACAAGUCUGCAGACACCACGGCGCUCAGCCACACUGUCACCGGCCUCAAACCAAACACCAUGUACGAGUUCGCUGUCAUGGUAACCAAAGGUCGCAAGUCCAGUACGUGGAGUAUGACAGCGCACGCAACAACGUAUGAAGCAGCUCCUAGUUCUGCCCCCAAAGACCUGACAGUGAUCAGUCGGGAGGGACGGCCCCGCGCCAUUCUAAUCAGCUGGCAACCGCCCAUGGAGGCUAACGGACGAAUCACAGGGUACAUCCUGUACUACACGCUGGACAAGAACAUGCCGAUCGAUGAUUGGGUGAUGGAGGCCAUCUCAGGGGACAGACUGACCCAUCAGGUGGUGGAUCUGAACCUGGACACGGUCUACUACUUCAGGAUCCAGGCCAAGAACGCCAAGGGAGUGGGUCCGCUGUCUGAGCCGGUCCACUUCAGGACUGCCAAGGUUGAACAUCCUGACAAGAUGGCAAACGAUCAAGGUAGGCUUUUCCCCACCAAAAAA